CCUACGUAACGUUCCAGAAGUGACGUCGGCGGAAGUUAAAAACGUAUACAAGGAAAAUGGCGUCCCCCGGCGACGCAACGCUGGAUACCUCACACGUGGGUAAAAAUAAGGUCCCAGCUCGUUACUGGCUGGAGCUGCAGAAGGAGGGAAAAGAUGAAGCUGAAGUUGGAAAAGACGCAGAACCGAGUAGGAAGCGUCUGCGACGGAAGGAGAAAAAGAAGGAGAAAAAGAAGGAGAAAAAGAAGGAGAAAAUGAAGGAGAAAAAGACACAGAAAGCCAAGAAAAUGAAACAAGAAGACACGCUUGUGAAGCAAACGAUAUCAGGGAAAUCAGACCCCUUCCCUGGGCCUGCUCCGAUUUCACAGGACCGGGUGCAGAAAUUCAAGAGGAAAACUAAAACUAAAAGAUCCGGGAGCGUAGGUAACAAGCUGAGAGACGUGAUAUCCCGCUCUGAAGAAGCCUCAGAAAUGGCCCAGAAGCAAUCUGCCCGGUUUGAUCUCCUACUCCCUGAGGAUGCUGGGUUUCUAGAAGGUGAUGAAGAUGAGGACACGUGUACAAUCUCUCAGGAAGAUAUUGCAGAUGCUGUGGAUAUAACAUCUGGAGCAAAGUAUUUCAACCUGAAGCUGUCUCAGUUUGGACCAUAUCGAGUAGAUUACAGCAAGACUGGGCGUCACCUGCUGCUCGGUGGGAGGAGAGGCCACGUUGCUUGCGUCGACUGGCAGUCCAAACAGCUAAUGUGUGAAAUAAAUGUGAUGGAGUCCGUCAAUGAUGUGAAGUGGCUUCAUAGUGAGGCCAUGUAUGCAGUGGCUCAGAAGAAGUGGCUCUAUAUCUAUGACACCAAUGGAAUAGAGCUUCACUGCAUACGCAAAUUCAACGACGUCCUCCGUAUGCAGUUCCUCCCGUACCAUUUUCUGCUCGCCACAGCAAGCGCUACAAGCUUCCUGCAGUACCUGGACGUGUCCGUGGGGAAGGAGGUCGCAGCCAUCUGCACAAAGACCGGUCGACUUGACGUGAUGUGCCAGAAUCCCCACAACGCCAUCGUCCACCUCGGCCACCACAACGGCACGGUCACUCUCUGGUCACCCAACCAGAAGGAAGCGCUCGUCAAGAUGCUCUGUCAUCAGGGUGGCGUGCGAUCAAUCGCUGUAGACAAGACCGGCACGUGAGUCGCACCUUUAAAAACUUCCAGCUAAUUAUGCAGUGAAACAAACAUAUUGGAGUUUUAGUCAAGUAGAAGAAAGCUGAACUUAUAGUCUGUGUGUGUGUAACCGGUAUUUCUUACAAAUUGUUAUCCAUAUUUUACUUCAGUCUUUAGCUGUGCCGUCAAUAUGUGCAAACCUUGACAUGAACAUAACAGUACAAACUGCAGAGUGUCAAGUAGGGAGUCCUGACCUGUCCUGACUUUUGUAAUCUAAUUAUCUAUGUUUUAAUAAUGGAAAAUACAGCGCUUUUCACAGAUUUCUAUGCCUGUGUCAAUACUUCACGACUUCUUGGGGUGUUGCUUACAACAUCAAUGUGCUGAAGUUAAUUGGGCGAAGAAGUCAGCAGGCUUAGGUUAAAC
Molecule: messenger RNA, 1561 nt
Organism: Labrus bergylta (ballan wrasse)
Lineage: Eukaryota; Metazoa; Chordata; Actinopteri; Labriformes; Labridae
Source: RefSeq, a predicted model, not a curated record